Messenger RNA from Cucumis sativus (cucumber), 1599 nucleotides. Its product is annotated as GDSL esterase/lipase 5. Gene Ontology annotation, molecular function: hydrolase activity, acting on ester bonds. Bases 204 to 1328 code for a protein of 374 amino acids. The transcript has 5 exons. Lineage: Eukaryota; Viridiplantae; Streptophyta; Magnoliopsida; Cucurbitales; Cucurbitaceae. The record is from RefSeq and is a predicted model, not a curated record.
CCAUUACAAUUUCUCCUUAAAAUAAGUUAUCUUCAAAUUAAUGAUAAUACAUAGGUAGGAAGGAUAAGGACAACAAACAACACAGCUUUCAAAUUGAUCUUGAUUGGUCCACUCUACUUCAGAAUAUUUAAUAAUAAUAAUAAGAACAAGUUGAUAAGAAUGAAGUAGAUUUGAAAGUGUGUGUUGGCGUUGUCACAACAAAAAUGAAGUUCUCAAAAUUUCAAACCUGUUUGUUGGUGGUGGUGUUGUUCAGUAGCAUUGUAGAAGAAAAUAUAUUUGUAUUUUCAGAACAAAAUGUUGGAUUUUUCAUAUUUGGUGAUUCAAUUUUGGAUGCUGGAAACAACAAUUACAUCAACACCACUACCAACUUUCAGGCCAAUUUCCCUCCAUAUGGCCUCACCUUCUUCCACAACCCUACUGGCAGGUUUUCCGACGGCCGUCUUAUUCCUGAUUUCAUAGCUGAGUAUGCAAAGUUGCCACUGAUUAGGCCAUAUUUAGAUCCUCACAACAAUCUCUACAUCCAUGGCGUCAACUUUGCUUCCGGUGGAAGUGGUGCUUUACUCGAGAGUCACCAAGGAUCGGCCAUAACGCUUCAAACUCAGUUGACGAAUUUCAUUGAAGUGGGGAAAUCAUUGAGGAAGAAGUUGGGAGAUAACAGAGCUCAAAACUUGCUCUCAAACUCAGUUUAUUUGAUCAGUACAGGAGGAAAUGAUUACAUAAGUCUUUUUGAAGGAGACUCCACUGCCUUCCAAAUCUAUACUCAAACACAAUAUGUGAAUAUGGUGAUUGGAAACCUCACCACAGUGAUCCAGGAAAUAUACAAGAAUGGAGGAAGGAAAUUUGGAUUAGUGGGAGUGCCUUCUUUGGGUUGUAUGCCAAGGUUGAAGAUGUUGAAAGGAGAAGGACAUGGAAAGUGUGUAGAAGAGGCUUCUUCAAUAGUAAAUUUGCACAACAAAUUGCUUCCCAUUGCUCUACAAAACCUUGCCACUCAACUCAAUGGAUUCAAAUAUGCUUUUGCUGAUGCCAACAAUUUGCUUCUACAAAUAAUACAAAACCCUUCCAAAUAUGGUUUCAAGGAAGUGGAGACAGCAUGUUGUGGGAGUGGAGAGUACAGAGGAAUUUAUAGUUGUGGAGGAAGAAGAGGAACAAAAGAGUUUAAACUAUGUGAAGAUCCAACCAAAUAUUUGUUCUUUGAUUCAUAUCAUCCCAACCAAAAAGCUUAUGAGCAACUUGCAAGGCUCAUGUGGAGUGGAGAUGAACAAGUCAUUAACCCUUAUAACCUCAAACAACUCUUUCAAUAUGGAUCACCUUCGUUGGCCUACGAAUGAAAAGAAAAGAAAACUAUAUUCUAUAGUGUCUUUUUCUCAUUAUUAGACACUUCUUUUCUUUUCCCUUUUUUUCGAUUUUAUGUUUGUUAGAGUAUUUCUUAAUCAGUUGCCUAUGUUUAGCAUUAGAUCGUUCACUUCUUCUAUUUUCGCCCUAAUAAAGCUAUGAGUUCGAUAAUGUCAUUGUGUACAUAAACUUGAUCGAAGUGUCUAGUGUUAGAACGUGGGAAAAGUUUACCUUUUUAAUCGAAGUGCUGUUGGAUAUCAUUCUUAA